AUGGCUCACCGCUACGGUCCCCAGGGCUGUGUGAAGACCUUCAGAGACGAGAAGAGCCGAACUUGCAUCAUGAAAACGGAUUGCUCCACAGCCGCAGGCUUCAGCGAGUUCGACAUGGGCUUUCGGUGUGGCUCGGCGUGCGUCGGCUGCGACGACUCCAAGGCGGUGGUCCAUCUUUUCGGCCUGGGAUCCUUUGCUGUGAAGGAGACCUUCGACACCCAAAUCGCCUGUGACAAGUGCCUUCCCUUGGAGGAGAACAAGCAUCAGACGGUCAGCGACUUAGCCUCCGAGGUCGUGAGCCUGAGGCAGAACCUUGCAGAAGUCUCCUCGUCCAUGGAUGGCCUGCAGAAGAAGGUCCUCUCAGCCAUUCAGCUGCGAGGCGGCCAUGGGCAGUGA
Molecule: messenger RNA, 396 nt
Organism: Symbiodinium natans
Lineage: Eukaryota; Dinophyceae; Suessiales; Symbiodiniaceae
Source: the annotation of a GenBank genome assembly